UUAGUCCAUUCAGUUCAGUCAGUCAGCCCAGUCAGUCAGUCAGUCCAGUCAGUCCUGUCAGUCAGUCAGUCGGGGCCAUGGCCGCCGUCCUGUCCUACGAGAGCCUGGUCCACGCCGUGGCCGGCGCUGUGGGAAGUGUGACCGCAAUGACGGUGUUUUUUCCUUUGGAUACAGCAAGACUUCGACUCCAAGUGGAUGAGAAACGUAAAUCCAAGACCACGCAUACAGUGUUACUGGAGAUAAUUAAAGAAGAAGGCCUCCUGGCCCCCUACCGAGGGUGGUUUCCAGUCAUUUCCAGCCUCUGCUGUUCAAACUUUGUCUAUUUCUACACUUUCAACAGCCUCAAAGCGGUCUGGGUCAAAGGUAAACGUUCGACCACGGGAAAGGAUCUAGUUGUUGGAUUUGUUGCAGGGGUGGUAAAUGUACUCCUGACCACUCCGCUAUGGGUGGUAAACACCCGCCUGAAACUCCAGGGCGCAAAGUUCAGGAAUGAAGACAUUGUGCCAACAAACUACAAAGGCAUUAUGGAUGCAUUUCAUCAGAUCGUGCGAGAUGAAGGGGUCCUGGCUUUGUGGAAUGGAACAUUCCCGUCAUUACUCUUGGUCUUUAAUCCUGCCAUCCAGUUCAUGUUCUACGAAGGAUUAAAGCGACAGCUUUUAAAGAGGCGGAUGCAGCUUUCUUCUUUAGAUGUGUUCAUCAUUGGAGCGAUAGCCAAAGCAAUUGCUACUACAGUCACGUAUCCCAUGCAGACAGUGCAGUCAAUCCUGAGGUUCGGGCAUCACAGACUAAAUCCAGAGAAUCGAAGAUUAGGAAGGCUUCGGAACAUUCUGUAUCUACUGCAUCAGCGUGUGAGGCGAUUUGGAAUAAUGGGACUCUACAAGGGCCUGGAAGCCAAACUCCUGCAGACGGUCCUCACUGCUGCGCUCAUGUUCCUUGUGUAUGAGAAACUGAGUGCAGCUACCUUCACAGUUAUGGGACUGAAGAGCGGGCACAAGCGCUGAGCGAGCCCCCUGGCAUUCUCGAAAUACGCAGAGGAACAGUCUGAAGUUUCCAUACCCGAGGGAAGGUAGCUGGGCUGAAAAGGAAGAUGCGUGCUUGUACCUUCUUCCUCUUUCUGCUUCCAUCCCAGAUUGCCGCAUGUAUCGGCUCGAUAAGCACUCUAUGGGAGACUUGCAGGCCGGCGGACGCGUUGUCAACCCUCCCGGGAUGCUUUGUUUGCCUUGUUGACUUUUGUGGACUGAGGGUCUUAAGUAAUGGAAAACCUUAUUAAAAACCCGUAAAUCUGUUUGCUAUUCGUGA
This is a messenger RNA of Tachyglossus aculeatus (Australian echidna), 1299 nucleotides long. RefSeq names its product solute carrier family 25 member 17 (gene SLC25A17). Bases 78 to 1001 code for a protein of 307 amino acids. Gene Ontology annotation, biological process: transmembrane transport. Lineage: Eukaryota; Metazoa; Chordata; Mammalia; Monotremata; Tachyglossidae. Gene Ontology annotation, molecular function: FMN transmembrane transporter activity; AMP transmembrane transporter activity; ATP transmembrane transporter activity. The transcript has 9 exons. Gene Ontology annotation, cellular component: peroxisomal membrane. The record is from RefSeq and is a predicted model, not a curated record.